AUGCACUCCAGGGCGCUACAAUGCCAACAUUCCGUUGUUGCAGCGGACUUCGCUGCUCCCCGGCACAGACGGCACGUUCUGCUCUCGAGCUUCUCCAAGGCGUCGGUGACGGAGUGGCAAUUGGAGCAUGUAGGACGCGUGAUGGCGACGCUGGCGAGGCAACCGGGUGUGUUCCAGAGCUUGUUGCAGAUCUGGGAUGCAGGCAACAAUUGGGUACUGGUGCAAAAUCUACAGCCGGACUGGGUGACCAUUAGAGAGCGCUUUACAGACCCAAUAUCAUUCACAGAGGAGAAAUUGAGGCACGUGGUGUUUCAAGUGGCUGCGAUCGUGGAUUUCCUGCACAGUCAUGGACUCAGCAUGGCAGGCGAGCUGCUGCACUACGACUUGGUGAUGGCGAAGGAGCAAGUGACGCUCUUGCUGCACGUGGAUUUGAUCCUGAGCGGCUGCACUCUUGUGCCGGCAACGAAAAGGAAUCGAGACGCUGAUAUUGCGGCCAUCGGCAUGCUGAUGUUUCAGAUCGCUAUGAUGCCGCGUUCACCGGUCGGAGAAGUCGACAUUAGCUACGUGGAAGGAGCAAUCGAAGACCAACUGGACCACUUGUCACCUGCGUGUCGUGAUAUAUUGCUUGACUGUCUGACUAUGAAACUUAGCGUCCGAGAUCUGUUGACGCGGAAAUGGUUGCGUCAAGUGGAUUUCCUUCACACGAAGAAGAAGAGGACGCUAGCUUCGACGACGUCAGAGACACGGCAUGCGCUGUACGAGUCACUGCUCUGGAAGCUGGCUGCACUCUGCAUGAUGGAUUGGCUCAGACAGAAUCAAAAAGCCCCCGAAGUGAAGAGUGCAGAGGAAGAAGAAGAGACGGAGAGCUCCCGUCAACGUAGCCGGAGACCUACGCGCCGCAUAUACACACGAUCAAGACUGUACGUUCCGAACGGCGUGCUCCGGAGAGGACCGAUCCCCGUCCCCGUACCGGCAGGACAUUCAGUUCGUCCUCAAGAUGACAGUGAGCAGCGACGACAUAUCUGGAGAACUUACGACGAGUUCGACUACGAGCUCCCGAGUUUUUAUGCCCCCAGAGCGGUGACGUAUGACAACUUUGAAGUGGAUGAUGACGCUGAGCGAAUAUUGGAAGAGGACAGCGACGGUGGAUUCAUCUCGCUCCCAACUGAGGAAAAGCGCUCGUCUCUGUCUAAAUUUCAUGACGGUGAUGAGGUUCGAAGUCUCCAAAGGGAAGUUGUUCGCUCACUACAACAAGAACCAACAGACGAACAGGACGAGGAUACAGGGCACAUGCACACAAGUUAUGAGGAUGUUUUUAAUCAACGGAGAAGUUCGGCUACACGUCAGCAGGAGACAUUGGGAGACGACCGAACCGCCUCGCACGAUGCAGUUCACUUCAGUGCGUUUGGCCCGCCACAAGUUGCAUUACGUGACUUCUUCCGAAUUGAUAUUUGGGCAUAUUUGAAGCAACAACGUGAGUCGAUGCUGGAGCUGGCUCUCGAGCACAAUGACGUUGAAACUGGACACCGCGCUCAGCCACUUCGUAUUCAACGAGGCACGUUAGUCACCGUGUCAAUUGAGCAUAGUACUCGCUUCGGAAUAAAGGGUGAGGACUGCAAAUCCUUCCGCUGGCAUGGAGAUAUUGUCGGUGUAUCUUUCGACCUCUACCGCCAUACGACGCGAUCAGAAGAUACCAAUGAUACCGACGAGCUUUGCAUUGCCAAGAUCGUAGCUGGAACCAAGGUAUCGCUGCUGUACAUCCGACUUCAUGCACUGUCAGCUCACUGCUAUAACGGCACUGCAGCGGGGGUGACAACGUCGUCCGAUCUUUCUCUCUUGGAUACUCGAAUGGAGCAUGUAGCACCGAACGUGUUGGACAUUCCAGCAGAAGAUCUGGAACUCAUUCGGCCAAUCGGUCACGGAUCAUUCGGUGACGCCGUGCUUGCACGCUGGAAAAGCACGUCACAAGAUGUGGUCGUUAAAAUGAUGAAUCAGGAUGUGUAUGGCCAUUCAGACGCUCUCGCUGAGUUCCAGCACGAAGCAGCUGUGAUGAAUCUACUUGGAAAACACCCACACGUGGUCGAGCUACUUGGUGUAAGCAACACCGGAGCAGAUAAAGGGUCUACACACUCUCAAAGUCUAUCUUUGGUGACUGAAUAUCUGCCGAAUGGAAGCUUGGAGGAUGUUUUGGGUAUCAACGCGCACUCUGGAAUUUUAUCAGAACAAGUGAGUUUAUUUUCGCGAACGAUAAUGGCGAGAGAUGCAGCACACGGCCUCGUCAACAUUCACCAGGGCAAUUUUCUGCAUCGAGAUAUCGCAGCACGGAACUGCUUGGUAGACGUCGAUUUCAGUGUCAAAGUGUGUGAUUUCGGCUUGUCUCGACGUCUGCGUGGGUUUAAUGGUACUGACGGAUCAUUCUACUUCGACGAUGAUCGACACGGCUUCGGUCCGCUCAAGUGGAUGGCUCCCGAGUCCAUAAUACCCCCACAUUUGUUCUCAACGUUCUCGGACUCGUACAUGUUUGGCGUACUGCUUUAUGAGAUUUUCAGCGGCCAACCUCCAUUCCCGAAUUUAACGUCGCGAGAUGCAGCGGCGUUGAUCUUAGAAGGUCACCACGUCCCCAUCCCGAAUUCAUUACCCUCCACACACCGCCAAUUGAUGCAGCAGUGCUUCGACGUGCAUCCAUUGCGUCGUCCAUCUAUGGAUCAGAUAUACAAUACGUUGGAUCGAUGGGUGCUGCAAGAUACAAAAACCCAAGUUGUAUAG
Molecule: messenger RNA, 2766 nt
Organism: Phytophthora infestans T30-4
Lineage: Eukaryota; Oomycota; Peronosporomycetes; Peronosporales; Peronosporaceae
Product: protein kinase
Exons: 7
Coding region: 1-2766 (921 amino acids)
Biological process (GO): protein phosphorylation
Molecular function (GO): protein tyrosine kinase activity; ATP binding
Source: RefSeq, a predicted model, not a curated record